This is a messenger RNA of Alexandromys fortis (reed vole), 429 nucleotides long. RefSeq names its product cation channel sperm-associated auxiliary subunit beta-like. Lineage: Eukaryota; Metazoa; Chordata; Mammalia; Rodentia; Cricetidae. The record is from RefSeq and is a predicted model, not a curated record. Bases 25 to 363 code for a protein of 112 amino acids. Gene Ontology annotation, cellular component: CatSper complex; cilium. The transcript has 3 exons.
AACACUCCACUAAAUGUUAGGAAAAUGCAAGGUUACUUAGAGCCCAUGCUUAAGUCUGAAGUGUAUAAUCCUUUUGGGCUCAACCUAACUAUAAUGGGCUCUGAGCUGUUUCACUUCAAGCUGUCCGUGGUUCCCGGGGUCACCUUUUGUGAGUUAGUAGAGGAAUUUCAGAUUUAUGUUGACGAAGUUCCAUUGCCUUUUCCAGGACAUACACUCAUUGCUGUUGCAACAUCCGUAGUGAUAGGGGGAUUCGUUUUUAUAGCAUUUCUAUUCCAACUGCGUAACAUCCACCCACUGAGAGCAUUCCGGAGAUAUGUCAGAGGAAAUACUGCAAACUCAUCAAAUAUAAGUAUCAACUCAUAAGUGAAAGUCUACAUAGUGAACAAAGAUAAUCAUCAAUUGUCUAAAUUUCCUAGUUUUAUUGAACAU